AAUUAGAAGUGGUGAUUCCGUGCAUAUGCUUUUGAAUUAUUUCAUUAAAAAAAUCUCCACAAUGAUACCUUUUUUGCUUGUUGGUCUUUAGAAUUGUCCUAUAAAUCCACCCCACAAUCCUUCCCAACUUUCUUCCCCCUCUCCCUUCUUCUCUUCCUCAGAUCCUUAGGAUCAUCAUCAUCACCUCUCUUGAUUUCUCAUCUUGAUUUUUGCUACAAAAAUCCCCUCUUUAUGUUCUUCCACUUUUCAAAUUCGUAACUUAUCGCGUGUUAUCACUACAAAAUCAACAUUAAUGUGCAACCUAUUGUUAUUAGUGUUGGAAAUACAUGACUCCUCAAAUCCUCAGUGAAUUGUUUCUUUCCGGGUUUAUGAUCAAUUCCACAUAUAGGCGUCGAACCCAUUUAGUUCAAUCGUUCUCAGUCGUCUUCCUCUACUGGUUUUAUUACAUUUCAUGAUUAUUGUUAUACCGUUUAUUUUCGCUAUAUUACUAUAAACCACCUUUACAAUAUUAGUUAUAACUCAAUAUCUAUAUUUACAUAUCAAUAAAUCAAUAUAAUCCCACCUAUAACAAAUCUAUUAAUUAAUGGCGUCCAGUAGUACCACUACAGGAACUUCAUCAGGCGGUUCUGGUCCCUACCCUAUUCAGGGUUCGGGUUCCGAAAAAGAUCUUCAACACGUGAUGGACCAGAGGAAAAAGAAAAGAAUGAUAUCCAAUCGCGAAUCGGCACGGAGAUCAAGAAUGAGGAAGCAAAAACAUCUGGAUGAACUCGCGACUCAGCUGAGUCAACUCAGAAAAGAGAACAAUCAAAUGAUAUCAAGUGUCACUAUCACCACACAACAUUAUAUGAAUGUGGAGACCGAGAAUCGGGUUCUGAGAGCUCAAGUGGCGGAGCUUAGCCAACAGUUGCAGUCGCUGAACGAGAUUAUCGCUUUCGUGAACCCGUGUGUCGACUCGGGUUGCGGGUUUAUGGAGGAGCAGUAUGGCAGUGGGACUGAGUUUGUUGACGAGUUCAUGAGUAACUCACUGAGUUAUGUUUAUGCUAACCAGGCGAUUCUGGCUUCUGCAGACAUGUUUAUGUACUGAAUCCGAUGUGGAUCUCCUCGGAAUCUUAAAAAAAAUAAAAGAAUAAUAUUUGUUGGUAGGUGAAACAAGGUGGGGUUGAUGUUGGGUACAAAGAACUAUGAUUGCAAUGGGGUAUUUCACUAUUUCAUGUUAAUGAUAUUAUUGUCACCAGUAAUGUUGUUUUAUGAAUGCAAUUAUUAUGUUUUCUUUAA
Messenger RNA from Helianthus annuus (common sunflower), 1275 nucleotides. Its product is annotated as bZIP transcription factor 11. Gene Ontology annotation, biological process: positive regulation of DNA-templated transcription. NCBI's taxonomy places the organism in Eukaryota, Viridiplantae, Streptophyta, Magnoliopsida, Asterales, Asteraceae. Gene Ontology annotation, molecular function: transcription cis-regulatory region binding; DNA-binding transcription factor activity. Bases 584 to 1084 code for a protein of 166 amino acids. The transcript has a single exon. Gene Ontology annotation, cellular component: nucleus. The record is from RefSeq and is a predicted model, not a curated record.